Molecule: messenger RNA, 2050 nt
Organism: Styela clava
Lineage: Eukaryota; Metazoa; Chordata; Ascidiacea; Stolidobranchia; Styelidae
Source: RefSeq, a predicted model, not a curated record
UCCAGCAUUAUUAGAGGUAAUUUAAAGUAUGCGACUAUAGAAUAAAUAAUUCUAGAAUUUCAGUCGUCUGGAGCUGUAGGAGUAGGAGUAAUUGUUCAAGCAAUAUGGUGGAAAACCUCAUGUCGACAAACUUCAAAGAUACUUCAACAAACGAAGUAGAGUCGGAUACUUUGGAACUAAACGAUUUCAGUCCUAGAUAUAUUUUUUCGACAAAAGGUCAUAAACUACUGACCUAUGGGGAUUACAUAUUUUGCAAAAAAAGCGGAAACGCUGCAAAAUCAUACUGGAUAUGUUCAUACGACAAGGGAUUACAAUGCAGAGCUAGAUUACGACUUUUGGAAGGAUCAGAUUCUUGAAAAAUCAUAGGAAGAAGUAGUAUGCACAACCGCGGAGGAGAAUUCGGACGAGUUGAGGCAAGAGAGCUAGUGAAUAGUAUGAAAGAAAGAGCAAUGAGCGGCAAAGAGUCAUUGGAAGAUAUUUAUAACAGAUCAAUAGCAAAGGAAUCGUUAACCGAAGAAGGUUUAGUUUCUCUGGUCACUAAGCAAGCAAUAAAAGCAGCAAUGCGAAGAGUUCGGAGAAAGAAGCACCUGUGCAACCUCACAGGCUGCGAAGAACGGCCACAACAGGAUGAAGACACUCCUCUAGAUCUCUCGAUGAAAUCAAAACAUCGGGAACAACGCGAUGGCAAACAAAGCAAAGGAUCGGUCGUCAAACAUUUGAAAUAAGCAAAUGAUUGUUAUUUAGUAAAAGACUGAUUGGAAUCACUUACUAAAUUUAUAACAGAAGUGGUAUAAGCGUGGAUCAGCUGUUCAAAUACUCACAAAUGGCAUUGCAAUAGUGAUACAUGGACCUUAUACAAGUUUUUAUCAAUUCUGUAUGAAGAAGAUUGUAGCUAUGUUCAUCUCUUUAGUAUCAGCUCGUAUCACGUCGGACUUCAAUUCAUGAUGAAGUCGAACAAACCGUUUAUAUAAAAAAACAUUGUUACACUUUGAGUGACCUGACCUGCCAGCUGACCUGCUUUCAUUUACCUUUACGACUUUUAGCCAUUUAUCCAUUGUAGGGGGUAAGAACAAUGAUGUUUUCACUCUCAAAAUAAAAUUAAUCAAGUAUCUUAUAUCUAUGCCUACUCUGAACACAAUCUACGGAAAUUAAACUUGUUACUGGUAAUGGCACAUAUAUACGACUCAGCAGGAACAGAGCGAAAACACUGACUAGCAUACGUGAAUGAUGAUCGAUCAGUUAGUUACCAUAUGGAGAACUCCCGUCCAGUCUGAGCAGCUUGUUUCGAGCAAACCCAAAUUCAAACAGCAGAAAUAAAGAUAAUUUUUUUAUUCCAUUCGUCAGCAAAAGUUUUUCACAAGAAUCAAUUGUAGUAUGUGGGCCAAAAGCUUGGAAUUCCCUACCUAAUGACAUCAAAAAGUCAAAAUCAAACUCAGAAUUUCGUUCCAAACUUAAACAAUAUAAAUUAUCGUCAUAUUAGCAAAUUUCUCUGCUUUGAACAUAUUACUGUCUUUGAGAUUAUUUUUCAAGGUGAAUUCAAAACUGAAAAGGAGAACCGUACAUGAUUUUGAUUGGACAACUAUCAGGUCGAAAAGAACCGGUCGAAAUCUUCAGUCGCCAUAGAACAGAUGGCGAUUUCAAUAACUCCACAGGAUACUUCACCCGGAUUCAACAUGAAACAAUGGACUGAUUCAAUAACUAGCACACCAUUCUAAUUUCAUCACCAUGCUUAAAUAAUCAGACAAAGAAACAAAAUUUAAAUGUAGCAAACAAUAGGGACAAUGAUCACUGUUAAAGUAGCAUGCUGCUUUAUUUAUUUAACUUCAUUCCAUUAUUCUCGCCCAGCACCAAAUUAAACAAUCUCAAUCCUUUCUUUAUUCUAGGAUAUCAUAUUAUUCAAUUAUAUUAUUGUUUUUAUUUUAUUAUCAGCACUAAAUCGAACAAUCCUAACCCUUUCUUCAUCACAGGAUGCCAUAUUUUAUUAUUAUUUCAAUUCAAUUUGGAAAUAGACCUUAUUCAUUAAAAACCCAUUCUACGCGCAAAAAGAAAA